Penicillium paradoxum is the source of this 1761-nucleotide messenger RNA. RefSeq lists its product as uncharacterized. The record is from RefSeq and is a predicted model, not a curated record. The transcript is spliced from 3 exons. Gene Ontology annotation, biological process: regulation of transcription by RNA polymerase II. Gene Ontology annotation, cellular component: piccolo histone acetyltransferase complex. NCBI's taxonomy places the organism in Eukaryota, Fungi, Ascomycota, Eurotiomycetes, Eurotiales, Aspergillaceae. The coding region runs from base 1 to 1761 and encodes 586 amino acids.
AUGACUCGGUACGGGGGCCUGGGGAGGACGCGCCCUAAAAAGCUCACCUCCAAGGCAUCCAUCCCCGUUGUCCGGGAGUCAGACAUCGAUCCCAUCGAGGAUGACACCCAGAGCGCUCUACAACAGAUCGAAACCGGCGUCGAAAAGGCCGAGGAGUCGGAAAUUCACCUGCAACGCGCAAUUAAUGCCGCUGCCCAGGGCAAAGUAAAUGAGGCACAUAUCCCCACCCCGGAGACCAUUCUCAGUAAUCUUCAAUAUGACGAACUCUACCCUCCUGUCUUCUCCCAGCCUGCGACGUACAUCCGCUUCUCCUCGACUGUCGAGGAUUGUUGCGGAUGUCCGUACAACAUGACGGAUGAGGACGAUGUCUUCCUUAAGACGUUGAACCAAAAGCGUGAACCAUCUGCGGAACGGUGCUCGGAAGAUACCUUCGAGGAAAUCAUGAAUUUCUUUGAGGAAACGGCGCAGUUGAAGCAGCCAUACGCAUCGAUCGACAACCCACCAGUGUUGUCGUUUGCCGAAAUGCAAGACAUGAUGGAUACAUCUUUAGAAGAUCCGAUGAAGCCCUUUGCCAAAGAAAUUUAUGAGCACUGGAAGGCGGGUCGGAUGGCGGUGCAGAACAAUGCUCUUGUAUCGCAACUCAAGUUCGAAACUGGCCAAGACACCGACGACAGUGAUCCAUUUGUCUGUUUCCGUAGACGCGAGGUCCGCCAGAUCCGCAAGACCCGUGGUAGAGAUGCACAGAGUGCAGAAAAGCUCAGACGUCUUCGCAAGGAGUUGGAAGAUGCUCGCGAGCUUGUUGCUUUGGUGCGCCAGCGGGAAAUUGCUCGGAAGGAAAUGCUCUCCAUGGAGCGACACCUCUUCAAGCAGCGUUGUGAGGUCAAGGAGAUGAAGCGCAAGCUCAACAUUAAGGACGAUGAUGAAGACCUCAUCAACCAAAAGGUAAGCAUGACUGAUCUGACUGCUCGUAAUGUGCAUGCGCUGACCUUCUUCUCACAGCCAAAGAAGAGGGUGGUCGAUAUGCCAACCCAACGUUCAAAUGCCCCUCAACUGCGUAUGCCCCUCAAGGCUGGACAAGGUGCAGAGGAUCUGCAACUCUUGGAAGACGUUCAGGCGGAGAAAGAGAACGAGAUUCUGCGCGAUAUCAAACAGAACAUCACCAAGCACAUCAAGUGGAACGAGGGAUACGUGGAUCACACCCGUGCCCCACUUUCUCCUUCACCGGAAAGGAUAUUCGAUGUGUCUGCCUUCAGACCCGCAUUCACGGCACAGCUGCCAACCCCUCCAUCAUCAGAAUCAUCUGGCGAGAUGGAGACUUCCUUAGAUGUUACCAGCCCGCUCUUCUCCAAAGACAAGCUUGCUUCGCACGCCAUAGAACUCCAUGACGAGACACACCGGAUGCCAUCUUUCCGACGAAGAGUUGGACGUGGUGGCCGGUUAAUGAUCGACCGUCGGAACAUGGGGAGUCGUAAAAUUGAGAUGGACCCUAUCAAGGCCGACCGAUUCAAGUUCGACCAAGAAGAUUCCGACGAAGAGCCCGAUUAUGAUACGGAUGCGUAUAGCAUCCAAAUCAUGCAGCACCGGGCUAUCACCAUGGCCAAGGCGCGCGAACAGGCUGCAGUGGCUGCCCAGGCUCAUGCGCAGGCGCAAGCACAGGCAGUCCAAGCCCAAGCACAGGCUCAGCGACGACUGCAAGACCAAAGCGGUCAGCACCCAGGUCCCAAUCCCGGACCGGUUGCGGUGGCAGUGUCAGAGACCUAA